This is a messenger RNA of Hyalella azteca, 3665 nucleotides long. Its product is annotated as carboxy-terminal kinesin 2. Gene Ontology annotation, molecular function: microtubule motor activity; microtubule binding; ATP binding. The coding region runs from base 75 to 2153 and encodes 692 amino acids. The transcript has 13 exons. The record is from RefSeq and is a predicted model, not a curated record. Gene Ontology annotation, biological process: microtubule-based movement. NCBI's taxonomy places the organism in Eukaryota, Metazoa, Arthropoda, Malacostraca, Amphipoda, Hyalellidae.
AUUGUGAUAUAUAUCAAUAACUUAUUCUAUCCAAACUUUGAUUUUCAUUGAUCAGUCAUAAAGACUUAAGAACAAUGGCCAGCAAGCUGCCUACCCCAAGUAGCAGGCUAAGGCCUCCUACUCGCCUGCAGCUACCAGCAGUAGGGGUGUCUGGGCCCAAGAGGAGGGCUAGUGAUGAAGGCGACAGCAACCCGUCUCCCUCCAAGCGCACUCGCAGCAGCUUGAAGGACCUGGGCAGCAGUCUCAGUCAAGGUUCAGAGAAUUCAAAAGUCUCCAUCAUGGGUCCUCCUACAACGGUUCUGAGACGUCCUGCUGUGCCAGCUGCACGCAAUAAGAUGCGCAGGUCAGUGUCUAUGGCAAGCUUGGCUGUGGGCAGCAACACAAGAAAUCCACCAGGUGCAGGUUUUGGCUCCACUUUGUCUCGCUCCAACAGUAAACUCUCCGGCUCCAACAUCAGCUUAACUGGCCGCCCUUCCAGCACUACCACCCGAGCCCCUGUUGCUGCCUCAACUCGGCGCCCUGGCACCAACAUCACCAGCAGAGUCAACAAUGCAGCGCGCCCCCCAGCUGCCAGCAAGGCUCCUGCUACUGAGACAGCACAACUACCAGCAGGCCGCAGCAAACGGCCGGCGUGGGACACGAAAGGAAGGCUGCAGGACAUGGAAGAGACGGUGCGCCUUCUGACGGCCGAGCGUCAAGACAACCAAGACAAGCUCGCCAAGUUUGAGUCAAAGCUCAGCGAACUGCACCACGAGAAACAGAGCCUCAACUCCCACCUCACCGUCACCAGCUCUGCCAGUCUUGAGAAGCAGGCACAGCUUGACAAACUCCAGGCACAGCUGCUGGAGCUGGAGCAAAGUGGAGAGGCCAAAUGCCGCUCCCUGGAGCGCUCCAUACGCAGGCUGGAGGAAGACCUCGCCGCCCGAGAGCGCGACAACAAGAACCUCUCUGCUGACCUCGACAUAAAAAUUGACGAAAUCAAUGCGCUUAAGCGCACAUUGAGCGAGUGCACAAGCGCGCAGGCGCUGGUGACGGCGCAGCUGGCGGCCGCGACGGCGCAGGUCGCAGAGCGCGGAGCUGAGGUCGUCUCCCUGAGGGCGGCCCUCAGCGACGCGCAGUCAGAGAUCUCAGCUCUCAGACGCGACCUGCUGCAAGGGGAGGCCUUCAGGAAGAAACUCCACAAUCAAGUGCAGGAGCUUAAGGUGCGAGCCGACAGCAGCUCGAUGUCAGGGCUGCGGAGCCACGCCAGCGGCGCCGUCGAGUUCGCAUACGACCGCGUCUUCGGGCCGAAACACACCCAAGCUGACGUAUUUGAGGAAGUGUCUCAGUUAGUGCAGUCUACGCUGGACGGCUACAACGUCUGCGUGUUUGCAUACGGGCAGACGGGCUCUGGCAAGACCUACACCAUGGAGGGGGGCAGCGGUUCUGAUGCUGGCAUCAUUCCACGCACCGUGGACCAUAUUUUUACGGAGAUGACGCGGCUGGCAGAGCAGGGCUGGGAGUAUAAGAUGGAGGUGAGCAUCUUAGAAAUCUACAACGAAGCUCUACGUGACUUGCUGGCCUCCCCUGCAGACGUGAAAAACCUCUCAUAUGAAAUCAAACUGACUGACGCUCGCUCCGCCCACACCCACGUGACCAACCUCAGGUUGGUGAGCGUGAGCAGUCCUGAGGAGAUCUACGAGUUGCUGCAGCUGGCACAGAGUCACCGCGCCGUCGCCGCCACCAACAUGAAUGCCAGGAGCUCGCGGUCGCACUCGGUCUUCCGCCUCGCACUCUCUGGCACUCAGGCCUCGUCUGCCACUACUGUUCAAGGGAGUCUGAGUUUGGUAGACCUGGCUGGGUCUGAGCGGCUGAAGGAGUCAGGGUCUCAAGGGGCCCGCCUCACGGAGACGCAGAACAUCAACCGCAGCCUCAGCAACCUUGGCAACGUCAUCAUGGCCAUUGCCCAGAAACAAAGUCACGUGCCGUACAGAAAUUCCAAGUUGACGCACCUGCUUCAGGCGUCACUGGGCGGCAACUCAAAGACAUUGAUGCUGGUAAACGUGAGCCCCCUGGACGCGUGUAUCAACGAAACGCUCAACUCGUUGAGAUUUGCGGCCAAAGUGAACGCAUGCCACAUCGGCACGGCCUCUAAAAUGGCUAAAAAAGUGUAAUAUAACUUUUUUUGUAUAUAAUAACUUUUGAAAUGGCCAUCAUGUUAUGUAUUAUAUAUUUCGCUUUUUCUGAGCUGAAGUGGUGGUGGAGUGAAUGUUUUAUUAAUCUGCUUUGCAUUUUCGAUGAUUUGCUUGUCGUUUUAAAUUCUUAUUUCAUCUGCGAUUAGGAAAUAAUCCUCGGUGUGAUAUUUGAUAUCACACCGUUAUUUUGAUAACUUUUUCAUAAAGAUAUAAAAAUUUAAUGUUUUUGAAUUAGGGUACUGCAAACUUGUAUUUUCUACCUAUGCUACUGCUUCGAUGGUCAAAUUUCUUGUAUUGCAUAUGCCAUGAAUUGACAUGUAGAAAAAGGCAAGACGCUUCACUUGAAACCUAAGGGCUUGAUUUUCAUUUGAUGUUCGCUUGUAUAAUUAUUGUUUAUAGUGCAGGCGCACAAUUAAACUUAUGUAAUCUUUAUUUUAUGCGCAUCUUAGCGCCACGAUUUGAGCCCAUCAUGAUCCUACGGGGCGGAAAACCUGAUGAAUAUUAGAAAUAUUAUACCUUAAUUCAGGUCUGAAGACUAACAAACUAGCUUAGUCGCUCGGGCGACUUUUCUGUUUUCAUUGCUCAAGCCUUGCAUGCUAUUGAGAAAACCUAUUUAUAUACUUUUUCAAAAGUCUUUGCAAUCAUUGACUUUACACGAACUCUUAUCAUCCAAAACAUCAUUAAACUUCUUCGUCUCAUCAUCAUUGACUUUACACGAACUCCUAUCAUACUUAAACUUCGCCUCUUCCGUCUUCUACUAUCAUCCAAAUCAUCAUUACACUUCGACUCAUCCUUCUACUACUAUCAUCCAAGUCGUCAUUAAAUUUAUUCGUCUCUUCCUCCUUCUAUCAUUAAGUCAUCAUCAUACUUCUUCGCCUCUUUCUUCUCGGAAGUGCAAUAGGCCAACAGUGUAAUUUUCUCGAGUUGUUGAAGCGUCAAUUAACGAUUUUUUCUAAUGUUAACCUGGGCCAUAAUUAAGCCUGGUACUUGGUGACAGUUUCAACCAAACUGGUUACGGUAUUAGCAUUUGUUCCUCCAUUGGCGUUCUUCUUCCAUCUUCUCCUACACUGAAUUUUUUUUUCUCUUUCUCUUCCUGCCAUUGUAUAAAGAAUAUUCGACCGUACGUUAUUCUUAGUCUAGCGACUAAUUAGUGUGGAUAAUGUGUAUUUCCAUCCCCGUGUACUUCUAAAGGACGCACGAUUUAAGACAAGCGGUGCCAGGUUUUUAAUCUCUUGAACCUGCUUGAACCUUCCCUAUUAUUUGUGUUAUUUUUUUCAUAAUGAAAAUUUUUUAUAUGGCAUUAUAAUUUUAGCUUCAAUUUUAAGGUUUGUUUUUAGGUUAAGGGCUGCAGUAGGGUAUUCUAUUUUCAGGGCAGUAAUAAUUUUUUUUAUUUAUAUUCGUAUAUAUGCAGCGAAAAAGUAUCACGUCGCUGAUUGGUACCUAGGUAAUUGUAGCUGUCUGUACAAAGUAAAGAUUUAUAGUUAAAUGGAA